AUGCCCAUCUCACCACUAUGGGCUCUUAUGCCCCGCGGCGACCAUUCCUCAUCGCCAGAGAGCGAUCAGUCUUCGUCUUCGGGCACCACGGGAAAUGUAUAUCCCUCAGAUUCAUUUGCAGAUGAUCUGUUCCGUGAUAAGUUCAUGAGCAUCGCCAAGGGAGGCUCCAAUGGGGAGAAAAUCAUGCGUGGCUUUCUGAUCGGUCUCGCCAUUGGCCUGGUUGUCGCAUGCUUCGUUUGCUGUUGGUACCCAUGCUGUCGACCCCGACUCCAAAACCAGCGGCGAAGACAACGAAGGCGCCGGGGCCCCCCCGCAGCAGACGAAGAGGAAAAUGCAGCAAGCCGUGUGCCUCCUCCUGCAUAG
This is a messenger RNA of Fusarium proliferatum ET1, 363 nucleotides long. RefSeq lists its product as uncharacterized. Bases 1 to 363 code for a protein of 120 amino acids. The record is from RefSeq and is a predicted model, not a curated record. NCBI's taxonomy places the organism in Eukaryota, Fungi, Ascomycota, Sordariomycetes, Hypocreales, Nectriaceae. The transcript has a single exon.